Molecule: messenger RNA, 1753 nt
Organism: Myodes glareolus (Bank vole)
Lineage: Eukaryota; Metazoa; Chordata; Mammalia; Rodentia; Cricetidae
Source: RefSeq, a predicted model, not a curated record
UCCAGUGCAUUUGUUCAACGUGAGUCAAUGGCUUUCUUUGUCAUUUUGGGAAUCUGCCUGUCUUGUUUGAUCUUUUUUUCCUUAUGGAAUCAGCACCACAGCAAAGGGAAGCUCCCACCUGGACCCACUCCUCUUCCAUUUGUUGGAAAUAUUUUGCAGGUGGAUGUUAAAAAUAUCAACAAAUCUCUGAGCAUGUUCUGCUAGAACUCUGAGACCUCAGCGUGAAGGAUGACAUGGAGAACGGAUGACAGAAGCUAGCAAAAGAAUACGGCUCUGUGUUCACUGUUUAUCUGGGCAUGAAACCCACGGUCGUGCUGUAUGGAUACGAACCAUUGAAGGAAGCUCUGAUUGACCGGGGAGAUGAGUUUUCUGGCAAAAUGCAAUCAUCAUUACUCAGUAAAGGCAGCCAAGGGUUAGGCAUCACUUUUAGCAAUGGAGAGAUAUGGAAGCAAACGCGGCGUUUCUCCCUCAUGGUCUUACGGUCUAUGGGAAUGGGAAAGAAAACUAUUGAAGACCGAAUUCAGGAGGAAGUCUUUUAUCUACUGGAAGCACUGAGAAAAACUAAUGGAUCCCCCUGUGACCCCAGCUACCUUCUGGCCUGUGUUCCCUGCAAUGUGAUCUCUGCUGUCAUUUUCCAGCGUCGUUUUGACUACAACGAUGAGAUAUUCCAAGAGUUCAUGGAACAUUUUUAUAGAACUCUUAAAAUUUUAGCCUCGCCUUGGGUUCAGCUGUGCAGUGCCUACCCUGUUUUAUACUGUCUCCCAGGAAGCCAUAAAAAAUUCCUUAAACAUUUGACUGAACAGAAAGAGUUUAUUUUGAAGGAAAUAAAAAGGCAUCAAGAGUCUUUGAACUUCAGUAGCCCUCAAGACUUUAUUGACCAUUUUCUGAUUAGAAUGGAAAAGGAAAAAGAGAAUAAAAAGUCAGAAUUUACCAUGGAAAACCUGGUCAUCACCAUAUUGGAUCUUUUUGGUGCGGGCACAGAGACAACAAGUUCCACAAUGAAAUAUGGGCUUUUACUCCUGCUGAAGCACCCAGAGGUCACAGCUAAAAUUCAGGAAGAAAUUGCACGUGUGAUUGGCAGACAUCGGAGCCCCAGCAUGCAGGACAGGAACCACAUGCCCUACACAGAUGCUGUGUUGCAUGAGAUCCAGAGAUACAUCGAUUUUGUUCCCAUUCCCUUGUCUCGUAAAACAACACAGGAUGUGGAAUUCAGAGGAUACCACAUUCCCAAGGGCACAAGUGUCAUGACAUGUCUGACUUCUGUCCUACAUGAUGACAAAGAAUUUCCCCACCCGGAGAAGUUUGACCCUGGUCACUUUCUGGAUGAGAGAGGCAACUUCAAGAAGAGUGACUACUUCAUGGCUUUCUCAGCAGGAAGAAGAGCUUGUAUUGGAGAAGGUCUGGCCCGCAUGGAGAUGUUUUUAAUCCUGACUAGUAUUUUACAGCAUUUUACUUUAAAACCUCUCGUCAGUCCAGAGGACAUCGACACCACCCCAGUUCAAACGGGCUUAUUGUCUUUGCCUCCGUCUUAUGAACUCUCUUUCAUUCCAAUCUGAAGUGGGUGGUCUUCCCCAUAGAUAACCUGAGACCCUGCCUUUACUUGUCAUCAAACAGGUUUUUUUGUGUCUUAUGUACCUGCAUCAUGAACUAUCCUAAAAUUUCCUCAAGUCUUUAUGGACCAGUUCCAAUUUCCACAUAUGACAAAAGUCUCACUAUUUCAACACUAAUAAAAAUUUUGCUGUAGUGUGUGUCA